Molecule: messenger RNA, 4767 nt
Organism: Labrus mixtus (cuckoo wrasse)
Lineage: Eukaryota; Metazoa; Chordata; Actinopteri; Labriformes; Labridae
Gene: zbtb2b
Product: zinc finger and BTB domain containing 2b
Exons: 3
Coding region: 374-1969 (531 amino acids)
Biological process (GO): regulation of transcription by RNA polymerase II
Cellular component (GO): nucleus
Molecular function (GO): RNA polymerase II cis-regulatory region sequence-specific DNA binding; DNA-binding transcription factor activity, RNA polymerase II-specific; protein binding
Source: RefSeq, a predicted model, not a curated record
CGAGAGAGACCCGAGACAGAGGCACGAGUCAGUGUAGGCGCGCUCGUUCUUGUAAUGCUUCAUGUACAUCCGCUGAUGUUUUUCUAAACGCGUAGUUGAAAACAGUUUUCUUCCCCUCUGUGUGUUUGACGUUCACACACGUAUUUCUCACAGGCAGUUUUCACGGUGUUUUCUCAGAAUAACAGAUAUUCUCACUACGGAAGUAACUCCUUCCACGUGUCUACAUCAUCUCGUCAGGGGCGGUGCUUUACUGUUGAAAAUUAUCAGUAUUGAUUAACACAUGGUGAGCUACAGUGUGUAUCUUGCAGGACCAUAUAGUUGUAUGGCUGAUCAAUGGUUGUAUCGUGCUAAAACGUGGAGAACAGGUUGAAGAAUGGAGUUGGCCAACCAUGGUCUUAUCCUGCUGCAGCAGCUCAACGCUCAGAGGGAGUUUGGCUUCCUGUGCGACUGCACCGUGGCUAUAGGAGACGUCUUCUUCAAAGCCCACAAAGCUGUCCUCGCUGCCUUCUCCAACUACUUCAGGAUGCUCUUCAUCCACCAGGACAGUGACUGUGUGCGCCUGAAGGCUGCAGAUAUUCAGCCAGACAUCUUCAGCUAUCUCCUUAAUCUCAUGUAUACCGGCAAGCUUGCCCCUCAGUUGAUAGACCCAGCACGGCUGGAGCAGGGGGUCCGAUUCCUGCAUGCAUAUCCACUCCUGCAGGAGGCCAGCCAGUCGGUGUACUCCCACCCUGAACAGAACAUCAACCUCUCCACCUCACUCUACGGCAUCCAGAUCUCUGACCAACAGGUGGCACUGUCAGCUCGACUACCUGCUCUUCGGCAGCUCUCCUCGCCUUUCGAUGUGGAGCAGCUCGGCUCAGAGGGGAAGUGUCCGUCCACACCAGCUGCCUCUGCCUCAUACUGUAACUCCUUACUGUCCAAACUAGCUUCCUUGCCUUUAGACAUGGAGGCCUCAACCAGCGGGACGAAGCCAACAGCUGAGGAAGGGGGACUAGACUCGCUAAUUGCAGAUGGCUCCUCAGCAAGUGCCUCCAUCCUCCAUGUGAAGCCAAGCAUCAUGAAAAGGAGUUCAUCUUUCAGGAAGCAUUACUCCUGUCAUCUGUGCAGGAGCAGGUUCACACAGAGGAGCAUGCUUAGGGAGCAUCUCCUCCAGCACACGCAUGACUUGCAGCAAGCUGCAGCCGAGCCCAGCAGCGUCCUCUCUCCUGUCAUGACUGCAGAACAAAGCAUGAUGGAGCUAGAGGGGGUCCUUAAGGGCAGCAAGGGAGUUUCCGGUGCCUCUGCUUCUAAUACAGCAGUAGAGAUAAUCAGCGACAGCGAACAGACGCCUGUUUCAGGAACUAACUCAGACUCUCCUCGGGCUGAAGUGUCCACAUCAAGCUGGGGGAUGGGAGGCUUAAACUCUCAGGCUGACACGCCUCCUCCGUCAGACAUCGCUGAUAUAGACAACCUGGAGAGUGUAGACUUGGACAGGGAAGUGAAGCGGCGGAAGUACGAGUGCUCCACAUGUGGGCGCAAGUUUAUUCAGAAGAGCCACUGGAGAGAACAUAUGUACAUCCACACAGGGAAGCCCUUUAAAUGCAGUGCCUGUGGGAAGAGCUUCUGCCGAGCCAACCAGGCGGCGCGCCAUGUGUGCCUAAACCAGGGCUCUGACACCUACACCAUGGUGGACCGGCAGAGCAUGGAGCUGUGCGCAGCAGGCGACGACAACAGCCAGAUGGAGGCCAUGUUCUUGGGUUCCUCAAAGCCGUACAAGUGUAACGUUUGUGCGACCACAUUCUCCAGUCCCAAUGAAGUGAUCAAACAUUUGUGCUUCACACAGGGGGGUUUAGUGGGGCUACAGGGAAACAACUCUGGCGCAGGGAUGCUGCUCCAGCGUGAAGAGUUCUCCAAAGAGGAAGGCUCUGAUUUUUCCAACACUGGCACCACUCUAGAGCCCAUAAAGACAGAGGAAAUUCUCGUUGAGUAGUGCCAAAACUGUGUAUGCGUCCUUUUUAACAUGUGUGUUUAUUCUCUAAAUUAUGGUAAAUAAGUAAGCUAAAGGUGAAGUUAGUCAGGGUAUGUAUGUUGGAGGUUUUCAAUCUACUAAAAUUGAUUUGUUUUUUAAAAGUUUUUCUUUAUUUUUUGGGAACAGUAUUUUGGAUUUUUGUGUCCCCAAGUACAAAAAGUGUAUUAAAAAGCAUAUUAAAUAUCUUAAAGCUCCCUAGAAUGCAAUCGAACAUUUUUAAACAGCAGUUACAUGUUAAUGUUGGUUUAAGACUGACUAAGGCGGUUCCUUUUCUUUUGAGAGCGACUGUUGAGGUGAAACUGACUUUCAGAAUCAGAGGAAGAGGAAGUAGAGACACUUCCGGAAGAGACAACGUGUUGUGAGACAUGAGUUAGCCGUGCAGCUUUUAAUGCAGAGAAAGAGUUUCUAACUGCUAACAAUCUCUUUGAAGCCGCACAGAACAGAACAGUUGUUUCUUCUAAAUUAUAAACGAGAGGCUGACUCUGCAGAUCAGGUAGAGAUCAUAAUCCAACUAAAAGCACACAAAAUAUCCAAACCUGAGACGAUCUCCUUUUUUUGAGUAGAUACUCAUUAUGCAGGAACUUAAAAUUUGUCUUCCAUUAAGUGAAUCCCUCUCAGCAACUGUUCAGUUUUUAAUCCUCUGUUUUGUGUCCUUCUGGUUCUGAUGUUGUCAUUACAACAUAUUAAAGUACAAUGUGGUCAUUGUUUUAACAUUUCUCAUUGAUGAAGCAACAUGAUCCACUUAGACACACGCAUCUUAAUGCAAAUCUGUCUUAAUGUGAGUCUAUUGUAUCUCAAUCUAAAGCCCUUUUUGUUUUGUUUGUGAAACUUUUCUUAUUUUAUAUACAAUGCAAUAUUUACAAAAAUAACUUUUAUAACAAAGGGUCGUGUUUGUUGAUAGAAACAUAGCUUCCAAAAAUAAUACAUUUUCACUGCAUCGGCAUCACAUAUUUGUCUUGAAUGUUUUUAGUAGCUCAAUUAGGUCAUUCUUAAAAUACAACAGUUUUGAGUUACCCUCUUACUGCUAAUGUUAAUCACACUGCAAAAGGGAAACAUUUUCUCUUCAAUGUUAAAACCUUUAGACAUGUAUAUUUGAUGACUAACUUUGUCCAAUUCAGAAAAAGAAUGAUCAGUUCUAACAGACUAACACGAUGAAGCUUAGAAAGAUGCAGAUGUAGAGUGAAAACGCUCCACCUGUCAGUGUUGUGAGUUCAUAUGAACAGGCAGGGAUGACACAGGGAGAGCAAGCUUUAAUAAGAAGCUAUGUUCAAGGAGUUUAACAUAACGGCUUCAUCUCUUCUCUGACUGUCUGGAUACAUACAGUGUGUUUUACGGGGAAAUAAAAGAAGCUAUUUAUUAUAUGUUAAAACGACAAAUUGUUUGGAUUAGCAGGAGCACUGUGUAUGUACCACUGAUGACUGAAUAUCUUUACAUACAGGUCCAAUCAGUGAAGCGUUGUAUAACUUGUCAUGAUGAAACAUGUCAAAUUUAACAGAAGCACAAGUAGCAUAAUGCCGGGUUCUCUCAUUUCUGGACAGCCUGCAGACAUGAGGUGUUUUGUUUUUUUACAUAUUUGAGUUCUAACAUGACGUCAUAUUAGAGAGGCUUGUGACACUGCUUUAUCAUGUCAUGGUAUUGCUACAACAGGCUUUUUUGUUGAACUGUUUGGAGAUUGAAAGUCUUCAUCUAUCAGACAUGUAAAUUUGCGAAAACCAAAAGUUAUUUGUUUUAAUCAGAAAUGAGUCUUCCAAAUCUCUAUGAUACAAACGGACAACAAUUCCAGUAUGUUAUCAUUUUCUUAACAAAGCAGAGAUUUCUGGUCGCCCCAGAAACCACUUUCUAAAAUGUAUUUUACAUUAUUUUAACAUUAUUUUAAAGCCAAGUUAACUAACUUAACAUCUUAUUAAUGUGAAUAUUAGAAAAUUAUUGUAAAUGUCUCUUUUUUUUGUUUUACCAACUCUCCUCCAUCUCCAGUAUGUUAGUAAUUAUGAAAAGAAUGCCCAUCCUUGGUAUAUUUAAUCUGCAUUUUUAUUUUCUCUCCACUUAUGAGCCAAUUUUCACCCAGCCUUGACUGUGAGUGUGAGGUUUAGUUUUAAUAAGGUUUAAGUGGGAUCUUUGUUCUUUGAUCUGUCUAGAUUAAGUCUUGAAAAGCAGUCCCUGCAAUGAGCCCGGUGUUUGACUAGAUGGAGCUGUUAUACUCAGGUUGAGUGAAGGGGAAAGCUAUCAAAUAGGAAGUUGUUUUUUUCUGCCAAUGAUGUGAUCUCUGUCCUUAACCAAUAGUCUGACAUUUGAGUUUCAUAAAAACACAAACAUCUGUGAAUUAGUCUGACUAUAGUGUAUAGACAGGGAAGGACUUUUGCUUGAGUCUUGAUGUUUGUUUUGCCGAGGGAGUUAACAUGCUGUACUACUGACAUUCACAUCUCAAAGCUACACAGAAAAUAUGCACAGAUUUAAAAAAAAAAAGAAAAAAAAAAAGGCCUGAUCUACUUUCUCAGCUAAUGUUUAAUCCCUCUUCUUCCACACUAGUCUCGUAAUUUGGAAGUUGUGUCUAUGUGUUUUAAAACAAUCAGCCCCCCUUGUCUUUCCUGUCCUCUUCUUAUUGAAACAACUUCAAUUCCAGCUCAUAAAACUACACUUAAAUGUCUCUUUGAAGCCUACUGUGAUAAAUCUUGUUCUCAGGAAUGUGAGUAAUUUUCUGUAUGAUCAACUUUUUCUUUUUUUUCAGUGAAGAAUAAACAAUAAAAAAUGUAAUUUCAUAA